UCGGCCUCCAGCUGUUGUUGUGACAACACCUCCUCUCUGAAGCCCUCCUCCAGCCCCUCCAACUUGGCCUGGUGGGAGAGAGGUGAGGGAGAGAGAUGAUGGAGAGAGAUGAGGGAGAGAGAUGAGGGAGAGAUAUGAGGGAGAGAGAUGAGGGAGGGAGAUGAGGGAGGGAGAUGAGGGAGAGAGAUGAGGGAGAGAGAUGAGGGAGAGAGAUGAGGG
Molecule: messenger RNA, 219 nt
Organism: Geodia barretti
Lineage: Eukaryota; Metazoa; Porifera; Demospongiae; Tetractinellida; Geodiidae
Source: the annotation of a GenBank genome assembly